ACCGCCCCCAAGGAAGGAACCCAACCCCGUCCAUGGCGAAGCACCUCCUCUCCCGCGCCCGCCUACUCAUUACCCACCACCGCUCCGCCCUCCCUCCCGCGCUCACCCGCUUCCUCUUCGGCGGGCCCACGCCUACCAAGACCAAUCCAGAGGCGGCGGUGGCGAGUGCCAAGAUCAAGAGAGAGCUAAGCGGUAAGAGGGAGGGCACUGAAGAAGACGACGACGAGGGCGCCGGCGUCCCGUGGGGGACCUGGAGGCCCGACGUCGCCUGGCUCACCAAAGCCCUCGAGCCCGCCCUGCAGCUCUACAAGCAGUACAAUUGGAAGCCUUUCACUUCUACUUGUGGAGGGGACAACAUCCCUGCAAGCACCCGAACUUUUAGUGAGAUCCUCAGUGACCUCCAGCGCAGUAAGGUAAGCAUAAAGGACUGGAGCCUCAGUGACCUUACCGUCGGUCUAUACCUCAUUUACCUUAGCCAAGCUUCUGCAAAGAAUGCUGAAGCCUUCAAGGGUGUGCAGAUAUCAUCAAAUAAGAAGGUUAAAGAAUUAAUUUAUCACCUUGAACUUGCAAGAGGUUGCUAUAAGGGCAACGCAGAUGGGCUUGCACGGCAUAGCAUGCUUAGGAAGAGGAAUAUUUUAAAGUUCGUGAAAGAUUCUAGCAUUUUGAGACCUGGAUAUUACAUUGGCAUUGAUCCACGUGCUAAAUUGGUCAUCCUUGGAAUUCGUGGAACUCAUACAGUUUAUGAUCUUGUUACCGAUUUGAUUGCUCUAAGCGACAAGAAGGUAUCACCUAAAGGCUUCUCAACACACUUUGGAACAUAUGAGGCUGCUCGAUGGUACCUUCGCCAUGAGUUGAGCAUAAUCAGAAGAUGUUUAGAGCAGCACAAGGACUACAAGUUGCGAUUGGUAGGUCACUCCCUUGGAGGAGCUUCAGCUGCCUUGCUUGCUAUAAUGCUAAGGAAGAAAUCAAAGGAGGAGCUUGGAUUUAGUCCUGACAUUAUUUCAGCUGUCGGGUUUGGAAUCCCACCUUGCGUGUCAAGAGAAAUUGCUGAGAGUUGCGCAAGCUAUGUCUCUACUGUUGUACUGCAGGAUGAUAUAGUUCCUAGGUUAAGUGCAGCUUCACUGGCAAGAUUACGAAGUGAGAUACUUAAAACAGAUUGGGCAAGUGUUAUGGAGAAGGAAGACUUGAAGCAUAUAGUGGAUAUUGUGACUAAUGCUAAGCUUGUUGUUUCGUCCAUUCAAGAUGUAGCACACAAACUUGCUGAUUACGCGAAAGUUGUAACAGCAUCAGCUAGCUCCGAUGUGAAAGAUCCACCCCGUCUUCAGAGCUCGACACAAGUUUUGAACCCGGAGAGUGAAGAAGAUGUAUAUGUGCCUGAGGAUCUCUUCCUCCCUGGGACACUGUAUUACCUCCAGAGGGAUGUCGAGAAUAUAAAUGGCAACGAAGAUGAGUCAUACACACUGUGGAGAGGCGACGCAGGGGAGAAUUUCCAGAGGAUAUUGUUAUCUGGAAAUUUGAUGUCUGACCACAAAUGUGAAAACAUCCAUCACGCUCUGAGAGAUGUGCUCAAGACUCUGCCUCUGCCUCUCAAGGAGUAAUACUAGUUUUCUUAUUCAUAGCUUAUAUGUACUACUGCCUGGGUUAUACUGUAGUAUGUAGUUUCUGAUCUCCAUACCAUCAUUUUUGGUGGGUAAUGAGGGUUCUGUUGUAUAGUUUUAGGUUAGGUAAGGAACUGCUAAGAAUAAUACAGUAUAAAUUCCUGCAAGUUGCAGUCAGAAGUUCCUGGCGCUGAUCUAGUUACAAUUUCUCUUUAGAAUAAAGGCUUUAUGAA
This is a messenger RNA of Brachypodium distachyon (stiff brome), 1831 nucleotides long. RefSeq lists its product as uncharacterized. Lineage: Eukaryota; Viridiplantae; Streptophyta; Magnoliopsida; Poales; Poaceae. Bases 33 to 1598 code for a protein of 521 amino acids. The record is from RefSeq and is a predicted model, not a curated record. The transcript has 7 exons. Gene Ontology annotation, biological process: lipid metabolic process.